AAGUCAGUUUGCAAAAGAAAUUCGUGGCGCAAAGUGUGUGCCUAGAGGAGCACAGGAGAGUUUACAUACAUACCUCAAGGAUAUACCACAAGGACGAGAUCAAUGCAGCGAACACUGUUGCUACUGGCUAUGUCAGCCAUCCUGUUCUGUGCUGCAGUGGCUCUGCCCCCAAAGCUGUCCAAAUCCGAGGAGGAUUGGCUGGAGCAGAUGCUGGCGGAGAGCGAGGACAGCGGUGAGCUGCAGGACCUGGACGAGAGCAUCGGAAACCACAUCAGCAAACGAUCUACCGAGGAUUCCAGCAGCUCCUCUGAGGAGCACAAGGGCCAGCCCAAGGACAAGGCGACCAGUUCCUCCGAGGAGCAGACAACAGCACAUGCGAAGGAGGAAGCCACUACUACGGAACAGGCCGCUAGGAAACGCAGAAGCACGGAAGAUUCGAUGAUUAUAGCCUUUUGCCAGGCACUGGAAGGACUAGAUAUUAAGCACACCGAUCUUCAUGACCCCAUCGUACAAUUUUGUAAGCUAGGCGAGUCCAGAAGAAGGCGCCAGGCCACCGGAAACAUUUUCAGCAAGCUUGGCGAUCAGAAGAGCAGCGAGGAGCCGGUCCUGGAUGCCCAGGCUGAGAAGGAGCUGGACGAGGAGAUGGCGCGGGCUGCUGCGGAGCUUUUGAAGGACAAGGAUAACACCAGCAUCGAGGACUACGCCCAGGGAUGCGAGGUCAUGGAGGUCAGCUCCAAAGAGGCCAACGAAGCCACCUAUGUCGAAUGAUAUCUCUUGCAGAACUUGAUUUUAAAUAAACAUAAAUAACAUUCUAA
This is a messenger RNA of Drosophila teissieri, 815 nucleotides long. RefSeq lists its product as uncharacterized. Bases 103 to 768 code for a protein of 221 amino acids. The transcript has a single exon. Lineage: Eukaryota; Metazoa; Arthropoda; Insecta; Diptera; Drosophilidae. The record is from RefSeq and is a predicted model, not a curated record.